AUGAACGAGGGCCCCCUUACCCGUGCUUGCAAAGUGCUUUACUUUGACAUGCUAAAUGAAAAUGUGGAUUUAAUGAAUGCAGAGGGGACACAGUGGGAUGAAGACCUUAUAUACCAAAUCUUCACACCAUCGAAGCCUCAUCUAGUCCUCGCUGUUGCUUUUGUUAGUGAUGAUCUUAGGCUUCUUUAUGGCCUGGCUUGGUCUUGCAGGGAGAAAUCGUGGUCUGAUAAUACCCUCAGCCACUUCUCUGUCAAAAAGCUGAGUGAUAAGGUCAGAAUUCCAGGUGGUUCCAUCAUUAAGCAGCAGCUGAUUAACCAUAGUGCAGAAGGUUUGAAUGCCAUUUUUGAAAGAGAUUCUGUGCAAUCCUAG
Striga asiatica is the source of this 369-nucleotide messenger RNA. The record is from the annotation of a GenBank genome assembly. Lineage: Eukaryota; Viridiplantae; Streptophyta; Magnoliopsida; Lamiales; Orobanchaceae.